Danio rerio (zebrafish) is the source of this 2784-nucleotide messenger RNA. Lineage: Eukaryota; Metazoa; Chordata; Actinopteri; Cypriniformes; Danionidae. The record is from RefSeq and is a predicted model, not a curated record.
UUGGGAGGGCUCUUUCCUUUACAUUUCAGUCCUAUUUCAUCGCUUUCUUCUUAUAAGACCAAACCUACUCCAACCACAUAUAAAUUGUGUGUUAUACUUUUGAAUUCUCAUAUGUGUUUUGUAAGAAAAAGAUGUUUUACAUUAUUUGUCUCUUCAGUUAUUUUCUUGUUUUUUUUUCUUUUCUUCUUUGUUGCAUAGCUGUUUGUAAUUGAUUAAAUGUAUGUGAAAUAUGUUGCAGUUUUACCCCUCGAGCCUUGAGGUGGAUGCAGACAAUGAUCUUUGCUGUAAGAGAAAUAAACCAACGACAAGAUCUUUUACCAAACCUGUCUCUGGGCUACCACAUCAGGGACAGCGGUGAUGAUAUACCAGUGUCUGUGAAAAGGUCUCUUCUCCUGGUCAAUGGACAACCAGAUAAGGACAGUGGACAGAGCUGUGAAGAUACACGAAAGCAGCCUAGCCCUGUAGUUGUGGGAGAGGCAUCAUCAGGAAUAUCUAUGGCGGUUCUGAGAAGCCUAGGCUGCUUCAAAAUACCUUUAGUGAGUUAUUUUGCAUCCUGCUCUUGUCUCAGUAACAAGAAAGAGUUUCCAGCAUUCAUGCGGACCAUGCCAAGUGAUCUAUUUCAAAUCAAAGCUUUAGCAAAACUUGUGCAUUAUUUUCAGUGGACAUGGGUCGGGGUGAUUGGUGUGGAUACAGACUAUGCCCGAUUUGCAAUCCAGCUCUUUUUGAAAGAGUCACAACAGUUGAAUAUUUGUCUUGCUUAUGUCCAACUUUAUCCUGUUGCACUAAAUCAAGAUUCAGCAGAAGAACUUGUGAGGAUGUUGAAAUCUUCUUCUGCCACAGUCAUAAUAAGCUUCUCUGUAGACUCUUAUCUUUAUGGUAUUCUAAAAGAAUGCAGACGGCAAAAUGUCACACAUCUGCAGUGGAUUGCCAGUGAGGCUUGGGCCACAUCGAAAUCCCUCUGGGAGGAAUUUGGUGAUCUGCUAAAGGGUACAUUGGGUUUUGCCAUACAUAGAGCUGAUAUCCCACAUCUUGGCAGUUAUCUUAAAGAAAUAAGACCUCAGACCUCCCAUUUCCUCUCUGAGUUUUGGGAAGAGACUUUUCGUUGUCGACUGAAUGGUUCCUUAAACACUCAUGCACAUGGAGAACAGGCACAAAACUGGCCAGCCUGUAAUGGUAGUGAAAGUCUGGAUGAUGUGUACACCACUUAUUCAGAUGUGUCACAACUCAGAGUCUCCUACAAUGUUUACAAAGCUGUGUAUCUCAUAGCACAUGCACUGCAUGACAUGAGCACAUGUGUUCCAGGAAAGGGCCCAUUCCAGAAUGGGACAUGUGGGAGUCUGUUUCAAAUUCAGCCAUGGCAGCUCCUGUACUACAUGAAACAAACUAAUUUCACAACCUUAGGGGAAGAGAUCAGAUUUGAUGAGAAUGGUGAUCCUAUUGCAUCUUAUGACCUUAUGAACUGGCAAAGAGGAUCCGAUAGCUCCCUUCAACUUGUCAGGGUGGGAUUCUAUGAUGCCUCCCUUGAAGAUGACAAGGACCUAGUCAUAGAUGAGUCACUAAUUAUGUGGCACAGAGCAGAGAAGGCACCAGAAUCAUUGUGCAGUAAAAGCUGUCUGCCAGGGUCCAGGAAGGCCAGGCAAAAAGGAAAGCCAGUCUGCUGCUUUGACUGUAUAUCAUGUGCUGAAGGAGAGAUCAGUAAUCAUACAGACUCAAUUGAAUGCCUGACAUGUUCCGAGGACACGUGGCCUAACCAAUCCCAAGACCAGUGCAUCCCCAAAACUUUAGAGUUUUUGUCCUUUCAGGAGCCCUUGGGAAUAAUUCUUUGGGUAUUUUCAGCAUUCGGGGCCUGUGCAGCAUUAGCAGUGCUCUGUGUGUUUGUAAUGUAUAGGAAGACUCCAGUCGUACGUGGAAACAAUAUAGAGUUAAGUUUCCUUCUUCUGUUGUUCCUCUGUGCUUGUUUUUUGAUUGGCCUAACAUUUUUAGGGAAGCCAACUGAUUGGCUAUGCCAAAUUCGCUAUCCAGCUUUUGGAAUCAGCUUUACACUCUGUAUUUCAUGCAUCUUGGCAAAAACUGUGGUCGUUUUAAUGGCUUUCAGGGCCACCAUCCCUGGCAAUAAUGUCAUGAAGUGGUUUGGUCCUGUUAAACAAAGAUCAAGUGUUAUCCUGUGCACAUGUGUGCAAGCACUUAUUUGCAUCAUAUGGUUAACAACUAAGCCCCCUCUUGCUUCAUACAACAGCAAGUUCAUGAGUGAAACUAUAAUUGUUGAAUGUUCUGUGGGAUCUGAAAUUGGAUUUUGGUGUGUGCUGGGAUACGUUGGCCUUCUUGCUUGCUUGUGUUUUUUAAUGGCAUUUUUGGCUAGAAAGUUACCAGACAACUUUAAUGAGGCUAAAUUUAUCACAUUCAGCAUGCUCAUAUUUUUUGCUGUGUGGAUAACCUUCAUUCCAGUCUACCUGAGCUCAAGUGGAAAGUAUAUGGUUGCUGUCCAUGUCUUUGCUAUUCUAGCUUCUGCCUUUGGUCUCUUGCUAUGUAUAUUUUUUCCUAAAUGUUAUAUUGUAUUACUGAAGCCAGAGAAAAAUGAUAAAAAACAUAUAAUGAAAAAAUAGUAAAAAUAUUUGCUGCAUGCUAUUUUAAAUUGUCUGAGUCUUAAAAUUUGUGUGAUUAUUUGCAAUUUUUGACAAAUAGCUUGCUAUGCACAUAAUUGAUCAGUCAUGUUUGAUGCAAAUGUCUGUAAAAUGGUACUUGUAAAUAAUUAUAGUUUUUAUUAAACCUUACUAAUUCACUUUU